AUGAUGUACACGAAACCCAAAGCACGACAGCCAUGGUCUCUACGGCGCAAGAUCCUCAUCGCCGUCGGCAUCGUCAUUCUAAUCCUCGCCUUAGGCCUCGGUCUAGGUCUAGGCCUCACAUUAGGACGCGAUAACGACGACGACAACGACAACACCUCACCACCAACCUCCACCCUAACACCCCUCCCCACACCAAACACCACACUCCCAUGGACACCAUCCGUAUCCGAUACCUGGCAAAUCAUCCUGUCCCAUCCGCCCGUUCUCUCCUCCUCAGACACUAGCACAACGCCCAACGUGAGCAUCUUCGACAUCGAUCUCUUCGACACGCCCACCGAGACGAUACGACAACUACACUCCAUGGGCAAGAAAGUGAUAUGCUAUUUCAGCGCAGGCAGCUACGAAGACUGGCGGCCUGACGCGUCGGAGUUCAAAAAGGAAGAUCUUGGGCGUGAUCUAGAUGGGUGGCCGGGUGAGAAAUGGUUGGAUCUGAACAGUGAGAAUGUGAGGAGGGUGAUGAAAAACAGGGUAGAUCUGGCGAAGGAGAAAGGGUGUGAUGGUGUUGAUCCUGAUAACGUUGAUGGAUACCAAAACAACAACGGCCUCUCCCUCACCCCCUCCUCCUCAAUCUCCUACCUCCAAUACCUCUCCUCCCUCACCAAUCCCCUAAACCUCACUCUCGGCCUCAAAAACGCCGGCGACAUUAUCCCCGCCGUCCUCCCCAUUGUCCACUUCAGCGUUAACGAGCAAUGCGCAAAGUACGGUGAGUGCAGCACCUUCGCCCCUUUCAUUGCAGCGGGGAAACCUGUGUUUCAUAUCGAGUAUCCAGAUGGGGCGGGGGCGGAACAAGGGUUGGAGGAAGAUGUUGUGGGGAGGUAUUGUGAUAGAGAGGGGAAGGGGGAGGGGAGCGAGGGGUUUAGUACGGUGCUGAAGAAGAUGGAGUUGGAUGGGUGGGUGGAGUUUUGUGAUAGAAGAGUUGAGGUUACGGAUGUAGAUGAGGGGGUGGGGGGUCGUGGGUAG
Alternaria ethzedia is the source of this 1020-nucleotide messenger RNA. RefSeq lists its product as uncharacterized. The transcript has 2 exons. Lineage: Eukaryota; Fungi; Ascomycota; Dothideomycetes; Pleosporales; Pleosporaceae. Bases 1 to 1020 code for a protein of 339 amino acids. The record is from RefSeq and is a predicted model, not a curated record.